Strongylus vulgaris is the source of this 416-nucleotide messenger RNA. Lineage: Eukaryota; Metazoa; Nematoda; Chromadorea; Rhabditida; Strongylidae. The record is from the annotation of a GenBank genome assembly.
AUGAAGCUUCUAGUGCUGUUAGCUCUAGUCCCGCUGAGUGUGCAAAACUACGUGCACUCGUCUGGGUACGGUGACAAUAACCCAGCCCAAGUGCAGAAUACUGCAGUCAACUCGCCUCCUGUCAAUCCGCAGGACUAUACUGCUAACAUAUCGCCAGGCAACGUCGGCAGGCCUGCUAGCAGUGGGGGUAGUCAAGGUGGUAAUCGAGGGGGAAAUGGAGGAGCAGCAUUUGAUCUUAGGAAGCCUUUCUACUUUCCUAGAGGUGCUGUGUUUCCCGGUUCACAUGGAAUGAAAGUAGUCGGAAGAGAACUAACAGGAAGGGUGGGUUUUUUUAAAGCAGCUAAGAGUAAUUUAAGAAUUAAUAAGACGGUUUUUCCAAAGGGAAGUAAGUUGCUCAACAGAAUCAGAAGCUAAAA